AUGAGCGCAUUAGCAGGAGUAACACCUUUACUGUUGCUCGUGAUCAUCGGUGGACUGUGAAUUUUUGUUGCUAACAAUCUGGAGUCUUGUCGAUUAAAAAUGUUUGUUAACUUAAAAAAACAAACACAAUUUCUCGAUCUUAAAAGAGUAAUUGGAGGAUAAAACACCCGACUUCAGCAAUUACUUAAUAAAUAGCACGUGUAUAAAGUUGGUCAUAUUGGCACUAAUAUUUUGUACACAGUCACGUACAGAUAGUACGCACCUGGUUAGGUUAGUGUUUGAUGUGAAUUACUCUGUCAGAAUUUGCUUUUGCAAAGCUUCGCCUCUGUGUAAAUUGACAUGAGAUUUAGAGGGAAUGAUGAACGUAGAUAGGUUUAGUUGUGAUUAAAAUUAUCCAGUUACAUCUUAAGAACUUGUUCAUUUGCUGCCCGAAAAUGUUGGAAAAACAGUCUUGUGAUCAAGAAGAUGCCAGUGAUUCUCAAAAUGAUAGCCAGGAGCUCAUAAUUUGUGAUGAUAAUAACGAGAUGAGUUCAACUAAUGCAGAAAUGGACACACCUGGAAAACAGAAACUUCGAAGCUGGUUAAAUAAAAAUUUAAAAAUUGAAAUGACAGAUGGCAGAAUAUUAAUAGGUAUCUUUCUCUGUACAGAUAGAGAUGGCAAUGUCAUUCUUGGUUCCUGUGGAGAAUAUUUAAAAAUGGAAGAUGGAGUUAAUUUUGAAGAACCAAGGGUAUUGGGACUGGUUAUGGUCCCUGGCCGACAUAUUGUAUCUAUAUACUUCGAUGAUGGGAUGAAUUUUAGUGGUGAUGUUAUGUAACUGAUUCAUUUGUUUUGUAUAAUUAUGUACAUAAUUUUCAAUCCAUAAUUUGAUAAUUUGUGUAAUUUGAUACUAAUAACACAAAUGACUAUAAAUGUAAUUGUUUAUUUUUGUUGAUAUCCCUUCCUAAUUAACCUUGAAACAUUUACAAACUCAUCUGAAUCUGUUCAGUCUUUGUUAUGUUUUAAGAGUAACUGAGAAUAAAUAAUAUUUUUCACAAUUUGCCACAACAUUAUGGUUUAUAAUUUUUAGUUGUGUGUGGAAGAAGUGUGUACAGUGGGCCAUUAAUUGAGCAUUUUGCCCACGUAUCCUAGUAGCCACAGAGUUACAUGUCCAUAGAGCAAAAGGGAAUGCGAAGAGAUUACAAUCGGUUCCUCACAGAUAAUGGUGUGUGUUCUGAACAGCUUUGUCAUAAAUCAACUGUAAAAAUACUUUUCAUUCUUGAUGUUUUAAUCUUCAAUUGUCAUUAGGACAAAGUUAGAAUAACCUUCAAUUCCUUGGACAGCAAAUUUGAGUAUUGCUAUUGUUAUUGAAGGUGUAAUGUAUUAUUCAUUGCUAGCAUGAAUUGGCAAUUUGAAUAAGACAGUAGAUUCCAGUGUAUUUGCUAAUUUACAUAGCAUACACUCAAUGUGCUAUUUUGUGAAGUAAAAUUGUAUUACAAAUUAUUUCUUGGUUCAUUAUUCUCUUGUAUAUUGAACUUCAUCAAGACUACCCAUAUGUGAAAAAGACUUUUGCUCUUCAAGAAACUUUAAAAACAAUAAAAUCAUUAUCAAUUACAUUUUUGUGAUUUUCAGUGUAUCGACAUCUAAGCUGUAUGCAAAUACACUGGGGAUCAGACUCAAUGAAGUAUGGGAGAAGAGCAAUGUGGAUUUCGAAAGAGAACAAGCUCUAAAAAUUCCAUCUUUAUAUUAAUGCUGUUUAUAGACAAAAGACACUCUUUUAAUAUUUAUUGAUUAUGAAAAGGUUUUUGACAAUGUAAACAGGCAGAAACUCGUGGAAAUACUUGAAGAGGAGAAAACCCCAAAUCUGUUACACAAGGCAAUCCAAAGUUUAUACACGAAAUUGAGAAAUAAAAUUCUGUUAAGGUAGGGAAGGAAGUCUGCAGCAGUAACAACCAUCAGUGGCUUAAGACAAGAAUGUGGAUUAUUGCCCAGAAAAGGCAAUAAGAUAGAUACAAUCUUGCACACAGAUGACCAAACAAAACUUAUCGUAAUGCAUUCCAAAGAUGAUUUGUAAAGUGGCCUAAAAAUACUCCAUGAAGAUGGCAAUCCAGCAAACAAAAGUUAUCACAAUACAUGUCGAAGAACAAAGGGCAGAUAAAAUUGUAAUAAAUGGAAAAUUAGUGGAAUUAGUAAAUACAUUCUCAUGUCUUGGAAAUAUAAUUGUGUUCAACCAAACCCAAGACAUGGAAAAAAAACUAAAUAAUUACAAUAGAAUUUCUGAAACAAUUAAGAGACACUUAGGUAUAGACAUGGAACUUGAGACAAAAUUUAAACUCCACAAUAGAGCGGCUAAACCUAGAAUCAAAUUCUGAGCAGAAGAGGCAUGCAUGGGAAGGCAAGAGGGAGUAGCUGCCCCCCCUCCAAUAUUGGGGGGAAAAAAGUGUGUGUCUGUAUAUUCAAUAAAUAAUAAUCAAUUAAAUAAAUAAAAUUUAAAAUGAUGGAUAUAACGUAAUUGCAGUACAAAUAACAAACGUAAAGCAUUAAUAUAAAAAAAUAUUUUCAAGUUUAUAAUAGCACACAAAUUCUGGGUAUGAGACAUAAUUAAUGAAAGAGGAAAAAGAAAAAUUAUAGACAGCACAUUGAGAUUCCUAAAACACCUAAUGAGACUCUCAAGUCUGAAGGAUAUUAGAAAGAAAUUUAGAACUAAAGGUAUAGUAGAGGAAAUAAAUUCUUCUCAAUGGAAAUGGAAGGAUCACUAGGUGAGACUUAAACAUAUACUUUAAAAACUCAUCUGGAAGUACAAACCUACAGGAAAGACCACAAAAGAAACAGCAGGAACACUUGAUAGCAAAAGUGUAUAAUGUAUAAUUAUAAAAUGUAUAUAAUAAAAAAAUAAUAAAAUUGUUUAUUAACAUUUGUGUUUCCAUGAAAAACAAUAC
This is a messenger RNA of Gryllus bimaculatus (two-spotted cricket), 2916 nucleotides long. Lineage: Eukaryota; Metazoa; Arthropoda; Insecta; Orthoptera; Gryllidae. The record is from the annotation of a GenBank genome assembly.